Molecule: messenger RNA, 1158 nt
Organism: Diaporthe batatas
Lineage: Eukaryota; Fungi; Ascomycota; Sordariomycetes; Diaporthales; Diaporthaceae
Exons: 2
Coding region: 1-1158 (385 amino acids)
Source: RefSeq, a predicted model, not a curated record
AUGGCGUCCCUCAAGCCCAUCGUCUUGCUCUCGUCCCUCCUCUCCCUCACCCAGGCAAGCCCUCUUCACCACCCGGGGGGUGAGGUCACGACGUUUGAGAACAAUGUCGUCUUCGUGCCGCCCUCGGACUACACAGACCCGCGAGUUCUCUACCCGCGCACCGCCGAGCUCACACUGCACGGCAAUGUGCUCCUCGGAACAUGGGAGAACUACUCGCCCGAGCCGCCACUGGUCUACUUCCCCAUCUACAAGUCUGUCGACCACGGCAAGACCUGGAAGCACAUCUCGAACGUGACCGACGACGUCAAUGGGUGGGGCCUGAGGUAUCAGCCAUUCAUCUACGAGCUGCCCGUCGACUUCGGUGGGUACAAGGCUGGUACGGUGCUGGUGGCUGGCAACAGCAUCCCGACGGAUCUGAGCGAGACCAAGAUCGAUGUCUAUGCGAGCACGGACGCCGGGUGCACGUGGGAAUUUGUGAGCAGUGUUGCCAGGGGAGGCGAGGCGCUGCCCAACAACGGGCUGACGCCUAUCUGGGAGCCCUACAUCGAGAUGUUUGAAGACAAGCUCGUCCUGUACUACUCGGACCAGCGCGACCCAGACCACGGCCAGAAGCUCAUCCACCAGACGACAACGGAUCUUUUGACCUGGGCCGACCCGGUCGACGAUGUUGCGUACGACGAGUACACCGACCGCCCGGGCAUGACCACCAUUGCCCAGCUGCCGACUGGCGACUACAUCCUCACUUAUGAGUGGGGCCACGACUUCUCCGGCCGCUACUCCUUCCCCGUGACAUACCGCAUCAACGCGAACCCGCUCGACUUCGCCAACAGCGAGCCGGUCGGCAUUGUUGCCGCCAACACGGGCACCACCCCCACGGGCUCCCCUUAUGUCGUCUGGAGCAGCGUCGGCGGCGAGAACGGCACCAUCAUCGUCAGCUGCGGCAACCUCGGCUCCGUCUUCACCAACCAGGCCCUCGGCGCCGCAGACCAGUGGUUCGAGCGCGAGACGCCUCAGCCUGCUGCGUACACGCGCCACCUCCGAGUCUUUGCCGAGGACCCAGACAAGCUGCUCAUCAACGGCGCCGGCAAACUGCCCCCGUCGACCACCAACGAGGUGUCCCUGUCGGUUGUCUCUAUCGAGGGGCUGCUGUCCUCGUAA